UCUUUCCUUGCUGGCCAAUCACUUCUUCCCCAUCUACUUCAUUCUUCCGGUAUUAUGGCCGCUUGCAGUGUAAGGGACAACGAGUGUGAAAUGUUAUGAUUAUGAAAAGUUUUCGGUGAAACCGGUGGAUUAAGGAUGCUCGUGACCGUGAUGUUGCGGUUUCCCGUCUGUCGGCCGUCACUUCGAGCAGUGCUUCACAGUCAGAGGCGCUUUAGCAAGGCAUCCCCUGCUCUGUCUGAGCGUGUGCGGGUGUUUGAGUCUCUCAGAGAGAGGCAGGGACAGCAGAGGACAAGCGGCGCCACGAAACAGGCCUUCAGCGUCCGAUUGGCUGAUGGCAGGACGGUGAAUGGCACCACAGGCGUGACCACGCCCUCAAUCAUCGCUCAGAAUGCACGGUUAGCCUCUCAGACUGUGAAAGGUGCUCUGGUGUGCCGGGUGAAUGGAGAGCUGUGGGAGCUGCUUCGCCCCCUGGAGGCUGACUGUGAACUACAGCUGCUAGGCUUCGACACCACAGAGGGCAAACAGGCUGUGUGGAGGACAGGAGCGUGUGUUGUGGGGUGGGUGUUAGAGAGGGUGUUUGGGGUGGAUGUGUGCAGAGAGGGCGUGUCAGAGUCCGGCCUCUACUGUGACCACCUCCUGGAGAACAGUGCCCUGUCCCUAGCUGAGCUAGAGGAGAGAUGUAAGGAGGCCGCUGGCCAGAGGCUUCCUCUCUCCAGACUGGAGCUGAACAGGCAGGAAGUUACAGAGCUCUUCCAGGACAAUGCUCUGAGACUCCAGUUGAUUGAAGAACAGAUGAGUGGUCCUACUGUUACAGUCUACAGGUGUGGAGACAGCAUAGGAGUCUGCAAUGGUCCUCUCCUCCCUCACACUGGUCUCCUCAAGGUCUUCAAGAUGCUGCAGGUGUCUCCCGUAACGUUGACCAAUCCUGUUGGCACGUCAGGCGUGAUGCGUGUGAUGGGUGUGGCCUUCCCAGGAGAGAGGGAGAGGGAGGAGUGGGAGAGGGAACAGGAGGAGACACGGAAGAGAGACCACAGACGCAUCGGCAAGGACCAGGAGCUGUUCUUCUUUAAUGACGUCAGUCCUGGAAGCUGCUUCUUCCUGCCUAAAGGAGCUCACAUCUACAACACACUCGCUGACUUUAUCAAGACUGAGUACAGGAGGCGUGGCUUCCAUGAGGUUGUGACCCCUACUCUAUACAGCACUGCACUGUGGGAGCGUUCGGGUCACUGGGAACACUACAGUGAAAACAUGUUUACUGUGACCGGUGACACACACACCUAUGCACUCAAACCCAUGAACUGCCCUGCACACUGUCUGAUGUUUGAGCAGCGUGUAAGGUCAUGGAGGGAGCUCCCGUUGCGUUGGGCCGAUUUCGGGGCACUGCAUCGGAACGAGUUGUCCGGCGCUCUGGGUGGUCUCACCAGGGUCCGCAGGUUCUGCCAGGACGACGCACACAUCUUCUGCACUCCUGAGCAGUUGGAGGAGGAGAUCAUGGCGUGUUUGGACUUUGUGAGGAGUGUGUAUCGAGUUUUUGGAUUCUCCUUCCACUGUCUCCUCUCCACCCGACCUACACCCUGCCUGGGGGAGCCUGCACUGUGGGACCACGCUGAGCAGCAGUUGGAGAGGAGUCUGCAGCAGUUUGGAGAGCGCUGGCAGCUCAACCCAGGAGAUGGAGCGUUCUACGGGCCAAAGAUUGACAUCCAGAUCAAGGACGCCAUUGGUCGACAGCACCAGUGUGCCACCAUCCAAUUGGACUUCCAGCUACCAAUCAGAUUUGACCUGCAGUAUGUGGGGGGGGAUGGAGAGACCCACAGACCAGUGAUGGUCCACAGAGCUGUUCUGGGAUCACUGGAACGCAUGAUCGCUAUAUUGGCUGAGAAUUUUUGGGGGAAAUGGCCUCUGUGGUUGUCUCCAGCGCAGGUCAUCAUUAUUCCUGUAGGGGGAGGUAGUGAGACAUAUGCGCAACAGGUGGUCCGACAGUUCCGCGAGGCCGGCUUCAUGGCUGACGUGGAUGAUGACCAGGGUGCCACCUUAAAUAAGAAGAUCCGCUCUGCACAGCUGGCCCAGUACAACUACAUAUUUGUGGUAGGUGAGAAGGAGUGUGAGAGUGGCACGGUGAGUGUAAGGACCAGAGGGGGGAAGCAGCUAGGGAGGAGACCGACAGAGGAGGUCCUGGCAUCACUCUCACACCUACGAGACACACGGAGCAACCAGGAUGACUUCUAACACACACACACCUGUUGUGGAUGAAGAAUUGCUCACUGUACUUUUAUAAUAAAAUAACUUAAAUUAUUAAA
Molecule: messenger RNA, 2297 nt
Organism: Salmo salar (Atlantic salmon)
Lineage: Eukaryota; Metazoa; Chordata; Actinopteri; Salmoniformes; Salmonidae
Source: RefSeq, a predicted model, not a curated record